UAUGAGACGUUGUGAUGUUAAAGUGAUGUUUGAUCUUUAGGAGACAUCGACAGAGAUGGAGCUUCUUCCUCUUCUGUGUCUCUGCCUCCUGACUCGCUCUGGAAUCACGUCUGCUCAACUAAACAGGCCAGCAGUCAUCACAGUGAAAGAAGGGACUGAUGUAAUGUUACCCUGUUCUCUCAGCACCAAGGAGAACAUUGAGUUUAAACUGUUUGACUGGAGGAAAGUUGCUCAGAAAGAUGAUGGUCUGAAGGAGGUGUUCCUGUAUGAUGGAGGCAGUCAUUACAACAACGGUCUAGAUGGUCAGAGUGAAGAGUUCAAAGGUCGAGUCUCUCAUUUUCAAGAUGAACUGAAACACGGCAACGCCUCCAUAAUCAUCAGAAAUACAAAGAUAUCUGACAGUGGAGAAUACACCUGUUAUUUUCCUCGUCUUCAGCCACCUCAAACAUUCUACAUUGAGCUUGUUGUUGGGUCAGACCCCAAAGUGACCGUGGGACAAGACAGUGAUGUUGUGUUACCCUGUUCUCUCAGCACCAAGGAGAACACUGAGUUUAAACUGUUUGACUGGAGGAAAGUUGCUCAGAAAGAUGAUGGUCUGAAGGAGGUGUUCCUGUAUGAUGGAGGCAGUCAUUACAACAACGGUCGAGGUGGUCAGAGUGAAGAGUUCAAAGGUCGAGUCUCUCAUUUUCAAGAUGAACUGAAACACGGCAACGCCUCCAUAAUCAUCAGAAAUACAAAGAUAUCUGAUAAUGGAGUCUACACCUGUGAUUUUCCUCGUCUUCAGCCACCUCAAAAAUUUUACAUUGAGCUUGUUGUUGUUCCUGUUUUAAAAGACAGAAGAGAUGAAAAUAUCCCAGAUGCAGGUCCAAAACCAUUUGUCACAACACAUAAAGCUAAGGAUGGAGUGCUGCUGCAGUGUGAGGUUCAUGGUACUCCAAAACCUAAAGUAGAGUGGCAGGACAGUGCUGGAAACAUCCUUACUGCUGAGGAGCUCCAGGUCUCAGAAAGAGAAGGCCGUUUCUACAUCACUCUCACCACUACUGUGACAGAGACUGACGACUAUCGCUGUGUAGCGAGACAGGAGACAAUCAACCAUCAGAUUUCUACAUGGAUUUAUGUCAAUGGGUCUCCCAAUGGAUGGAUUGUUGUUGCUGCAGUUCUUGCUGUUGUUGUUAUUGUUCUUCUAACUGCGCUUAUGAUUAUUCUUCUAGCCAAGCAUGAAAAAGGAUCGCGAGUCCCACAAAGGUAA
Messenger RNA from Sander lucioperca (pikeperch), 1249 nucleotides. Its product is annotated as butyrophilin subfamily 2 member A2-like. NCBI's taxonomy places the organism in Eukaryota, Metazoa, Chordata, Actinopteri, Perciformes, Percidae. The transcript has 7 exons. Bases 56 to 1249 code for a protein of 397 amino acids. The record is from RefSeq and is a predicted model, not a curated record.